GCUUCUGGCUCCGCCUCUCUUCCCUCUUGGAAAGUGACAUGAAGUUAGGAUCGCAGCUGUCGACGGCGCCGGGCGGAGGAUUCGAGGUUCCCUGUGCGCGGGGUGGGGAAGCGUAAGGAAGGGUUGCCCAAAACUCGAGGCAGGAAUCGAGAGAUCCCCCCGCGAUCCCUCGGUACGGGGGUGGGAGGGAGAGGCAGGACUCCUGGGUUUCUAGGCAGUGUGGAUCCUAGUGGUUAGAACGCAGAUCCUGGAAGUCAAAGUCCUGGCAGAGGGAAAUGGGCAUGUUGAGACAGGGUGUAAGGGGAGUGCUGCCUAGUGGCUAUAGCAAGGGGGUUGUAUGUGCGUUCAUGUGCCUGGUACUGGAAGGGACUGGGAAGGGAGUUAGGGUGUAACUGGGUGGAUAGAUUGGGGGGGGGGUAGAUAAUCCUGUGUACUCUGUAGAAAAUUCAGGGACAGGAAGAAUCAGGGGUCCUGGUUGCUCAGAGAGACUGCUGAGUAGUACCAGUAGUAGCUUAGAACAGUGGCUGGACUUCUGGGUUCUGGGAUCAGGGAGCCGAAAGUGGGGCAAGAGAUUUUGUGCUUAAUAAGGUGGGAUCUGGUGGGUUAGAGGUGGAGGAUCAAGGAGCCAGGAAACCCCUGGGGUGUCUGGAGGCUGGAGAGGGCAGUGGUUAGAGCAGGUUACGAUGGAUGACCCUGAGGAGAUAUUUGGAGGAGUUGGAGACCCCAACCCUGCUCCUUAUGAGGAGCUGGUGUCUGCGAUGGCCGGCGGAUUGUAUGGGGAACUGGAGCGGCUUGUAGGGGCCCAUGGGCCUGGUGCGGUUUCAGGACUCCUGCCGCAACUGGUUUCUGUCCUGGAGUCGCUGCAAGGGGCUUGUGGGCAAGUGCGAGAGCGGGACCAGGCGCUGGAACGCUUGCGGGAUGACCGGCUGCGGCUGCUGGAGCAGUAUGAGCGGGAGCGAUCUGGGCGCAAGCGGGCAGAGGAGAGGUUUAUGGAGCUGGAGGACGCGAUGGAGCAGGAGCGCAAGGCGCAUGCAGCGGCUGUGAGCCGGCUGGAGGGCCAGAGCCGUGCCCUGGAGGGGAAAGCACGCAGCUACGCAGACCAGGUCGCGGGUCUGGAAGAACAAAAAUCUUCACUCCUAAAGGAGCUUUCAACUCUCAGCCAGAGCCACACAAAGAUUGUGCAAAACUACAAGGAAUUGAAAUCGCAAAGGGUGGCGUUGGCUGCUACAAGUCAAGCUGGAUCUCUGACUACAGAAACGAAAAGGUUGAAGCCCCCACCAAUCCAGGCACCCCCAAAGUUCCUCCCAAGCACCUCGGACCCUGGGUCUCCUGAGUUGCCUCAUUCCCCAGGGAAGCCUGCAGAGUUUCGAGAGCUUCCCAGCACGGAGAAGGCUCCGCAGAGGGACACAGAAAGAAACAAUUUCCCCUUGGCGCAAGAAAUGGGGCAGCCGGAACAGGAUGCCUCUCCUACUCUGCAGAGGCGCUUGGAGUUGGACGAUCUCCUGAGCUCCACUCCAGAACUGGGACUGGACCAAAAGCAGCCAAGCAGCCCCCUGAGUAACACCCUCGAGCGCAACACGGUGUCCCUUUUCGCCGAGGUCUCGGGCCUCAGUCCUGAACUCCUCAGCGAUAUGGACGGCGGUGCCGAUUUGCAGGGGGAUGCCUUGGAAACCCUAGUGGCAGAAAACACUCAGCUACAGGAGGCACGAACUGCUCUGGAUACAGCCCGCCGCCAUCUUAUCGCCCGUGUAGAGGAGCUCACCGAAGAGCGCGAGUCGCUACGGGCGGAGCGUGAAGGAACACUGGGGGCCCUGAGCCGCUGCCAAGCCCAGCUGAAGGAGGCUGAGCUGGAACUGAUCAGGAUACGGCAGGAGUUUCAGGAAUCAAGACGUUCUAGUGAGGAUGGGGAGCAGGCUGAAGGAGGCCUGUCCCGGCCUCAGCGGUUCACCCGGGCCGAGAUGGCUCGUGUGGUGAUGGAGCGCAACCUCUAUAAGGAGAGGCUGAUGGAGCUGCAGGAAGCUGUUCGGCGCACAGAGCUGCUAAGGGCUUCGCGGGAGGAACAAGCUGUUCAGAUGAAAAAAUCCUCUUUCUGGAAAAUUUUCGAUCGCUUAUUUAGCCCCUCGGACUCCCCAGAGAGGGCUCCUGCAUCCCCGCUGCCACCCGGGAGGGCCCGGUCCAGCCCCAGCGGCCGCAAUGAAUUGGGAAAGAAUGGAGGACAGCUGUCUCCAGCCUUGAGAUACAUCCCACGAGCUACCUCACCGAAUGAAGCCGACGCCUCCCCUCAGCAGAAGCGGAGAGAGCUGUACCGUGAGAUCCGCUCCCACAUCUGGCAGGAGCAUGGUCGGGCGCAGAUCCAUGGGUGGAGCCAGCCGCCUGCGCUCCAGGGCUCUGAUCCCCUUUCAGGGGCCGCCGACGUACCUGUGCUCGCACAAUUACGGAUGCUAGACCAGAAGGACCCCAAUACAAAGCUCUGGUGUGCUGCAGCAUCAGUUGGCGCUGAGACUCAAGAAGAAGCAGAAACCGGCGCCUCUCACCACUGCUCUCGGCUGUGGGUGGCCUCAGGGACCCACUCUGCAAGCGAAGUGACUCUGUUUGAUGCCCAGAACCCAAACCAGCUCCUGGAACAUUUUGUGCUGCCUGGAGUUCACGUCCUCUCCAUCGCAUGCGUACCUGGCCUCGCUGUGCCUGGUAGCGAGAGUCCCGAGCGAGAGCCAGAGAUCCUCGAAGACCCCCUGGCGCCUGGAUCCGACAGCGAGGAUGAAGUGCUGGAGAUGGAGGCAGUUGGCACAGAGCCCACCGUGUGGUUUGGCACCCAGGAGGGCUGCAUCUAUAUUCACUCUGCUGAGACUGACUGGCGCCGCUGCCAGGGCAAAGUGCAGCUGAAGGAUGCCGUCCACUGUAUUGUCCACACCCAGGGCCGUGUAGCAGCUGCUCUAGGGGACGGAUCUCUGGCCAUUUUCCACCGAGACACAGCCCGGAACUGGGACCUGCGCUCCCCACGCCUGCUUGACUUGGGGCGGCCACGGCGCUCCAUUCGUUGUGCCAUCCCCGUGCUUGACCGGCUGUGGUGUGGAUAUGGGAACAGAGUCUAUGUGCUGGAUCCUCGCACUGCUCGCAUCCAGAGGUACUUUGAGGUGACUUCACACCCUGAAAGCCAAGUGCGGCACAUGGCAGCCGCCGGCAACGGCAUCUGGGUCUCGGUUCGACUGGAGUCCACCCUGCGCCUCCUCCAUGCUGAGACUGGCCAGCCGCUGCAGGAAGUGGAGCUGGGGCCCUACGUCAGCCGCAUGCUUGGGCCGAACAGUCUUAGUUUAGCCAUGAACAUCUCAGCACUUGGCGCUUUUGGGAAACGGCUGUGGGUUGGCACCUCUGGCGGCACCAUCAUUUCCCUGCCCUUCAUCUCAGAAUUUGCUGGGAGCUCGGAAAUGUCUUCUCCCACUGGCAUCCCUUACUGUGCUCUGGAGCAAGCCCAGAUCAGCUACCACGCGCACCGUGAUGCUGUUCGCUUCUUUGUCUCAGUCCCAGGGUGUAUGAACCCAUCCUCUUCUGAGAGCACCAAGGAAUCGCACGGCCAAGAGGCAUCAAGCAAACCAUGCAGCUUGGUGCUAAGUGGAGGGGAGGGGUAUAUCAACUUCCGGAUAGGCGAUGACACUGACGACCGCUACGGCGACCUGCUCCUCCCGAACCCACGCUUACGCCGAGCCGAGCGAAGCCACCUCAUUGUCUGGCAGGUGCAGGCCUGAGGCUCUGGUGAUGGGCACAGUCACUACUUCAGGGUGGUGUGGCACAGCUCCAGCCUAGGAGGGAAUUGCACCGUGGACAGAUAAGACGCUGGUGGUUGUGGGCUUCCCAUCUCACUCUCCUGCCCUCUUUCCCCACGUGUUUAACCCUCUGGUGUCUGAGGGUCGGGGCAAUGACUUUUUGCAAUGUUCUCAGGCCGAGGAUUAUAGCAGAAGCCAUCUGGAUGCAAGGAUCUGUUUUUUGUGAAUCUGCACAUUGAGGGGAUCUGCAACGGGUGGUUCCUUGCCCCCAACCCCUUUCUAAAUAAGCACUUCCACUGCUAAGGAACUGGAGCACUGUGCUGCUUUGCAGUAAGUCAACCUGCUCUGAUACAGACUAAGCCCCUGUCGAAUCCUGCUAUGUUCAUGCCUCCCUGGGUUAUACAGCACCAGCAACUUCCCUCUUAGUGGCCAGAUGGUUGGGAGCCAGAAUGCAGCUACCUGGGUCAUGUAGAAGGGAAGAGGCCUCUGUUACCAGUUGGGAAUAAACGAAGCAGAUAUGGUGAGUUAGAGCGCACAAGGCCAAGAACCAGGACUCCUGGGUUUAUCUGGAAAAGGAGCAGCAUCCAAGGACAUUGGAGCUACAACCACCACCACCAUCCCGUCCUCCUUUCAUGUGUGAUUCUUUGAUGCACUUUUGAUUCUACGGGUUGAGACAUGAGGAGAAGACACGGGAAAUCUUGAACUACAGGCAUGGAUUUGUUGAAGGCUGUGAGGCAGCACUACUCAGAGAGGCCUGAAGGGGGAGCCCUCUCCCUGCUGUGCUGCCUUUGAUCUGGAAGCGGAAUAUUGAUUGGAUUGUUUCCCGGUGCUAUUGAGCUGAUCAGAUCCUGGCUGCAGUUUUGGAGUGAUGCUAGGGCCGGCCGGGACACACAGCUCACUGUUAAGUUUCUCAGGGUUGCUGUUCCUUGUUUGUCUGUCUCACCCAAGGGUGAGGGUCUCCGGCGGCCUCAGGGUCUAUUUCUGUGGGUUGGUUUCUAAUAAAGCUUUAAUUAUUAUUAUUAC
Molecule: messenger RNA, 4784 nt
Organism: Podarcis muralis (Common wall lizard)
Lineage: Eukaryota; Metazoa; Chordata; Lepidosauria; Squamata; Lacertidae
Product: C-Jun-amino-terminal kinase-interacting protein 4-like
Biological process (GO): vesicle-mediated transport
Cellular component (GO): cytoplasm
Molecular function (GO): JUN kinase binding; kinesin binding; signaling receptor complex adaptor activity
Source: RefSeq, a predicted model, not a curated record